This is a messenger RNA of Mercurialis annua (annual mercury), 1146 nucleotides long. RefSeq lists its product as uncharacterized. The record is from RefSeq and is a predicted model, not a curated record. Gene Ontology annotation, cellular component: cytoplasm. Gene Ontology annotation, molecular function: rRNA (uridine-N3-)-methyltransferase activity. The transcript has 3 exons. The coding region runs from base 146 to 853 and encodes 235 amino acids. Gene Ontology annotation, biological process: rRNA base methylation. Lineage: Eukaryota; Viridiplantae; Streptophyta; Magnoliopsida; Malpighiales; Euphorbiaceae.
CUCCCAUUUAUUUCUGCAGAAUUUCUCCAAAAAGGUCUCCCAUUUAUUUUUGCAUGUAUUGAAAGACCAACCAAAGACCCAAAUACUUCUUUAUAGAAAGGCAACCAAGUGUAGAAUUUAAGUGACUCUCACUGAUCAAACCCAAAUGGAAAAAGUAUCACAAAAAUGCAAAAAAGUAGAGUCAGAAUCUGAUUAUGAAUCAGAAUCAGAUGAUGAUGAUGAAGAAGAAGAAGAACCAGAGAAGUGGAGAAAACACUACUCAUCAAAGCAGAGACUGUUGUUAAUUGGAGAUGGUGAUUUCUCAUUUUCGCUCUGCUUAGCUAGGGCUUUUGGUUCUGCUCAUAACAUGGUUGCCACUACUCUUGACUCUGAAGAGAAUAUAGAGAAGAAGUACAGUAAUGGAGUAAGUAAUGUGAGGGAAUUAGAAGAGAGAGGAUGCUUGGUGUUGUAUGGAGUGGAUGCUAGAGAGAUGAGACAGCAUUUUUUCUUGAGAACUCAAAGAUUUGAUAGGAUUGUGUAUAAUUUUCCUCAUGUCGGUUUCAUCUUCCGCGAGGGUAGCUACUGCCAAAUCGAGUUGAACAAGUUAUUGAUAAAGGGAUUUCUGUCCAAUGCCAAAGUUCUACUAAAAGAAAAUAACAGUGAGAUUCAUGUAACGAACAAAGAAGGCGACCCUUACGAUAAAUGGGGUUUAGUUAAGAAAGCAAAGAAGAUAGGCCUUCUUACGCAUGACAUAGUUCCCUUCUUCAGAGACGAUUAUCCUGGGUAUAACAACAAAAGAGCUCAUGGAAUUUUUUCUGAUGCUCCAUUUGCUUUAGGCAAUUGCAGUACUUACAAGUUCAAGGUCGAUCACUGAGCCACCCCGGUUCCCCUGGAGAAUCACCAAUUCAUAGCAUUUGAGAUGUCAAUGGAGUCGAAAUUCUUCAUCCAAGUACGUGUUGCGUAACUAGAAUGUGUUCAAGAUUUCUUCCGAUUUAUAAUUUUUCUUGUAGAUUGCAAUUUAAGUUAUGAAAAGUAUUUGAAAUUUAGUGAGUCUUGCAUGAAGAAUGCUUCUUCCUUAAGAGUACACUUGCCUAGAAAAUGUAAUCGAAUGGAGACAACUUAUGAGCUAUUCAAAUUUCAAUAGAGAUAAACUCAAAAUUAAUUUGA